AUGCCCAAGGCUGACUUGGAAAUCCCACUGUCUGAGCACUUAUCCAAUAUUGUUGGAAGUUGGACAUAUGAGUUCAAUGAACACUUUACUGAUCUAUUUGCUGAACUGCAAGGGAAUCUUGCCUCCAAUGAAAUCCCCUUCUUGACACCACUUGCCCCCAUCAACAAGGAGGAUGAGUUAUGUGACUACAGCACACCUGACUUUGGGAUCAGUAUUUUUGACUAUGAACCUCCAGCAAAAAAAUACCCUCUCAAAGACAUCACUCCUGAUAAUCCAACUUACCCCUGGCCAUCACAAGUGGAUUUUGUGACAUCACUUCUAUUCAGCUCUCCAUGCCUUCCCUUUUCUGAUGCCCAGAAAAAAGUGGUACUUAAUUGGGCAAGAGAGCUUGGUACUCAAAAUGUGCCCUCACUCAAUGCAACCAAGAAGUGUCAACUAUUUGUUGAAGAUCUUGUUGGUCAGCCAACUGAGAAGGUUACUGCCCAGUGA
This is a messenger RNA of Suillus subaureus, 489 nucleotides long. RefSeq lists its product as uncharacterized. Lineage: Eukaryota; Fungi; Basidiomycota; Agaricomycetes; Boletales; Suillaceae. The coding region runs from base 1 to 489 and encodes 162 amino acids. The transcript is spliced from 3 exons. The record is from RefSeq and is a predicted model, not a curated record.